Argiope bruennichi is the source of this 1959-nucleotide messenger RNA. RefSeq names its product nucleoporin p58/p45-like (gene Nup58). Bases 340 to 1893 code for a protein of 517 amino acids. Lineage: Eukaryota; Metazoa; Arthropoda; Arachnida; Araneae; Araneidae. The transcript has 14 exons. Gene Ontology annotation, biological process: nucleocytoplasmic transport. The record is from RefSeq and is a predicted model, not a curated record. Gene Ontology annotation, cellular component: nuclear pore. Gene Ontology annotation, molecular function: structural constituent of nuclear pore.
GCAGAUUUUUAGUCUCUUAAGAAUUGCAAUUUGAAAAUGCGUGGCAUUUUUACCUGAGAAUAUUUAUGCAUUCCUAACUCUAAAACCCGUUUUUUAUUUGAGUUUGGAGCGAAGUUUUGAAUAAAGGAAGAUAUUAUUGACUUAUAAAAAUAAAAUAUAGCGUGCAACUAUGUUUAAACCAACAGUAUAAAAUUUACUGUUGGUAAAGCAUUCAUGGUGUAGAUGCGUUUAUUCAUUUAAAUUUAGAUGAUCGCUAAUAAUUAAUUUUAAUUUUUGUUUCCAUUAGUAACGAGGAAGAACAUUCACAAUGUUAGCCCUAUUGCAGUAAUUGCUCAUUAAAUGUUUGAGCUUAUCUCAGAAGUGCUCCUUUGUGUUAGAAUUACUGCACCAACUAGCCUAACUUCACAAGCUUCUGGUGUUUUGGGCUCUACACCUUUUGGAGGAUUUGGAACUACAACUUCAUCUACUCCUUUUGGGGGAUUUGCCUCAACAACAGCUACUACUGCUUCUCAAUUUAGUGGUUUCGGAGCUACAACUACUUCCAGCACUCCCUUUGGAGGAUUUGGAACUGCAACUACAACAAGUGCUACAAGUCUUUUUGGCGUUUCACAAGCAGCUCCUACAUUUUCUUCAUCCUUAUUUCCUUCUGCUACUACAUCUACCUCAUCAUUUCCAACAUUAGGGCAAACUUCCACUACUCAACCAGCAGGAGGAGGAGGUUUUUCUUUUGGUGGAUUUGGAAAUACUUCUACCAGUUCCGUAACAUUUGGAACAGGUUCUCUAGUGCCUGCAUCUAGUAUUGCACCAACACCAUCUUCUGUAGGUCUUGGUGGAGUAGAUUUGCAAAAUUCAUCUUGUUUAAGUGGUAACAACAUAUCUAAUAAAAAGGAUAGCAAAGCUGUAAAAGAAACACAGAUACCAAAUGAAAUUGCAGUUACUGUUGAAUCUUUCAAAAAAUAUGUGAAAGAGCAAAAAGCAAUCCGUGAAGAGAUGAGUCGAGUGUCCAGUAAGAAUAUAUAUAAAGUUCAAGAACUUGUAGGCACGCUAAAGCAACAGCUGUCCAUAGUUUCCAAUGGUCUCCACAGAAAUGCAACUGCAAUAGCAAAAUUAAAGGAGGAAUCAAAUCAGGAAUUAAAGAAUGCAGAAAUUGCACAAAGAAAUAAAGAUGCAAUAACUUCAAUGCAAUAUGAAAAUAAUGCUUCUACGGAAUACUUUCAUAAUUUAGCAAAUUCAUUUGAAAAACAGAUGCAGUCCUAUAGACAACAAAUAGAACAGUUGGAGAGGCAUCUUUUGUCUUUGUCACAGCCUUAUACUCUAACGCCAAAUGAAUGGACUGCAAUUAGAAAAAGACUUCAUGAUACAUUUGUCACUUUAGCUGCUCAAUUACAAACAGUUCAUCAAGAAGUUCAGCUAUAUAAAGAACAUUUCAUAAAUAGUCAAAAGCUAACUCAUGGUGAUAUGCGAUUAUUUUUGGAAAAGUAUAAAGAAAAUAUGAAAGAUUCAAUGCCAUCUACACAUCUACCAGCAUCAGUGACAUAUGGCCCAUCACCUUUUGCUGCUAUGCAGAGUGCUGUGGGAAAGGCAAUAACUAAUGUAUUUAAUCGUUCACAACAACUGCCAGGUGGCAAUUCUUCUUUUGGAAGUUUAGGAUUGUCUGGAUUUGAAAGUGGUACAAUUUCUAGGAGUACAGUGCUAAAUAUGAGUGCCAAACGAAUAGCCCCCUUUCAAAAUUUGACACCUUUUAAACCACUAGGCCAAACUGCAGUACCUUCCUUUGGUAGUGAUGCCACAGCAUUUGGAAGUGAUAGUUCUGCUAUAAAUAAUCAAAAGCCCUUUCAACUACAGAAACCACCUGCAGGAAACAAACGAGGCAAACGCUGGACAAGUACAUGAUUGUAUUUUUGAUGCCAUUAUUUUUAUUUACAUUUAUGAAAUAAAUUCAUUUUUUAUAUAUUUGUU